AUGGCUAUUAUCGAAGGGUGGUUACCACCCACGCGGGAGAACUACGACCUGAUCCUCAAAGUCUGGCAGAUAUCUUACCCAAUUAUUGGUUCAAUGCAAUGGCUUACCAGUUGGUAUGGCAUGGGCAAAACCUCAGUCACAAGCCGUCUUAACCUCCCCGGCCGCAUUGGCUGGUUGACCAUGGAGGCACCUGGGUUUCUGACGCUGCUGUACCUGAUGAAAGUUCUUCCUGAGCAGCAUGGAAUCGACGAUCUUCCGUGGCAGAAUAAAGUGCUUGCGGGUCUGUUUGUGAUUCACUAUUCGUACCGCGCUGUCAUGUUUCCGUAUCUUCAGCCUUCCAUGUCACCGGUGCACAUUGCUGUGUGGCUGCUCGGCUUGAGUUUUCAGAUUUGCAACGCAACAUGUAUUGGAUCAUGGCUCGCAGCCUACGGACCUACCACUGAAGCAGCAUGGUCAACACAAUCAUCCAUAUUGCAAUUCUCAUCAGGUAUUCUAAUCUUCUAUCUCGGUCUAUCCGGCAACUUCUUCCACGACGAGGAACUACGAGACAUCCGCCGGCGCGAGGCCCAGCGGCAAGAGCGCGCCAAGCUGGACGGCCACGCGAGCAGCAAGGGCGUGGAGAAGCACUACCAGAUUCCGCAGGCGGGACUGUUCCGGUACGUGCUGUACCCUCACUACCUGUGCGAGUGGGUAGAGUGGGCAGGGUUCUGGAUGGCGGCGGGCUGGGGAUGCGCGCCUGCGAGGGCGUUUCUGGUGAACGAGAUGUUCGCCAUGUUCCCGAGGGCUGUCAGGGGACGGAGGUGGUACUUGGAGAGAUUUGGAGAGGACAAGGUUGGGAGGAGGUGGGCUGUUAUUCCGGGGGUUUGGUGA
Fusarium tjaetaba is the source of this 870-nucleotide messenger RNA. Its product is annotated as 3-oxo-5-alpha-steroid 4-dehydrogenase. Gene Ontology annotation, biological process: steroid metabolic process. The record is from RefSeq and is a predicted model, not a curated record. The coding region runs from base 1 to 870 and encodes 289 amino acids. Gene Ontology annotation, cellular component: membrane. NCBI's taxonomy places the organism in Eukaryota, Fungi, Ascomycota, Sordariomycetes, Hypocreales, Nectriaceae. Gene Ontology annotation, molecular function: 3-oxo-5-alpha-steroid 4-dehydrogenase activity. The transcript has 3 exons.